CAUACAGGAAUUUCUAUUCAAAAAAUCUCAUCUCAUGACACAAGGUGAUCUAACUUUUGGAUAUAAAUAUAACCAUCAGGUAAGGGAAAGGCAGAGAGAAAGAAGUCUGAUCUGAAGACUUAUUGAACUCGCAUCUGUCUGCACCUUGUUAUUUCCUCUUCACCCAGUCAAAAUGUUCAGCAUGAAAAUGGCAUGGAUUGCACUGCUGGUUUUAGUGCUCGUGUCUUGUUCUUCAGCAGAAAAGGAGGAUGAGAAAAGACAAAAAAAUGAAAAUGAGGCACCGAGAACUGAAAUAAAAAAAAGACCCUCAUCCCAUGAUUCAUCAGAAAAUCAACAUAAAACUUUUGGUAAAGAUAGUAAAUCUGGUGAAGCUGAAGGAAAUGAACAUUCUCCUACAAAACGCAACAAGGUAUCAACUACAACAAUGAAGGCAAAUAAUCCAGCCCGUUCAACAAAGAUUCCACAAAACAACAAUACACCAGCAACCAUAAAUGCAAUCAAUCCAGCCAUUGGCACAAAGAUGCCUCUAGCAGCAGGAAAUCCACCUAAUCCAGCCAUCAAUACACAGAUACAUCAAACAGCAGGAAAUCCACCUAAUCCAGCCGUUAAUACACAGAUACCUCAAACAGCAGGAAAUCCACCUAAUCCAGCCGUCAAUACACAGAUACCUCAAACAGCAGGAAUUCCACCUAAUCCAGCCAUCAAUACACAGAUACCUCAAACAGCAGGAAAUCCACCUAAUCCAGCCGUCAAUACACAGAUACCUCAAACAGCAGGAAUUCCACCUAAUCCAGCCAUCAAUACACAGAUACCUCAAACAGCAGGAAAUCCACCUAAUCCAGCCAUCAAUACACAGAUACCUCAGACAGCAGGAAAUCCACCUAAUCCAGCCAUCAAUACACAGAUACCUCAAACAGCAGGAAAUCCACCUAAUCCAGCCAUCAAUACACAGAUACCUCAAACAGCAACCCAAAGUACUACCUUUCAGGUGAAUGUCAAUGCAUCUUCAUCCAAACCAUAAAUGUCAAGAAAGAAAGAUUUACAACAGGCAAGAAAUAAGUUGACCUCUUCAAUAGAAUAGUAUUUAUCUGAUGGCUUGAUGCUAUGUAACACCUAUGUACUGUGUACCCAGGAUGUCUAUAAAGAGUGAAUCUUAACAGACUUGGGACCAACUGGAACAAUGAACUGCAUGAAGGCUUAGCAAUCAUUAGUGAGCAAAAAUAUAAAAACUUCUAAGUGUAAAUUCUUUUUAAAUCAAUAGUUUCUUUUAACUGUUACUUAUUGACAUUUUUUGAAUUGAAAUAAAAUAAAAUGUUGCAUCCAAA
This is a messenger RNA of Erpetoichthys calabaricus (reedfish), 1325 nucleotides long. RefSeq names its product circumsporozoite protein-like. Lineage: Eukaryota; Metazoa; Chordata; Cladistia; Polypteriformes; Polypteridae. The coding region runs from base 173 to 1021 and encodes 282 amino acids. The transcript is spliced from 18 exons. The record is from RefSeq and is a predicted model, not a curated record.